GCACGCAGCACAGCAAUCAAUGGUGCGCUGUGUCCCUAGGACACAGUGGAUCAUCAGCAGAUCAUUAGGGCACUGAUAAUCAGUGUCCUGAUGAUCAAUAUAGCCCCAUCAGUGCCACCUGUCAGUGCCCAUCAAUGCCACAUAUCAGUGCCUACCAGUGCACAUCAAUGCCACAUAUCAGUGCCCAUCAGAGCUGCCUUUCAGUGUCAACUAUCAGUACCAGUCAGAGCCACCUAUCAGUGCCAGUCAGUGCCGCCCAUCAGUGCCUGUCAAUUCCGCCUAAUAGUUCCAAUCAGUGCCACCUAACAUCAGAGCUGCCUUUCAGUGUCAA
Staurois parvus is the source of this 331-nucleotide messenger RNA. NCBI's taxonomy places the organism in Eukaryota, Metazoa, Chordata, Amphibia, Anura, Ranidae. The record is from the annotation of a GenBank genome assembly.